AUGAACUUCUCACUCGUAUCAUCAUUUUAUCUGUCUGAAUAUUAUAGGCUGGAGGAACUGAAGCCAGUGUAUUUCUGCAUUUUUCUCAUCUUGUACCUCACAGUCAUAGCAGAGAAUGUGAUGCUGAUUGAAGUGGUUUAUUUUGAAAAAGCCCUGCACGAGCCCAUGUACGUGCUCCUGUGCAACCUGGCUGCGAACGAGCUGAUGGGAAGCAUCGGCGUUAUGCCGGCGCUGCUGACCAACAUUCUGUCUCACACACAUGAGAUAUCCGUGUCGUUCUGUCAGGCGCAGGUCUUUGUCAUUCACACGUACGCCGUCACUGAAUUCACCAUUCUGGCAGUGAUGAGCUACGACAGGUAUCUGGCCAUUUGUUAUCCCCUCACCUAUCACACCAUUAUGCCCCAGAGGAUAGUGAAGCUUAUUGUGUUCAUGUGGCUUUACCCUGUGCUGGCUCUGGGCAUGGUCUUUAUUUACACCUUCCAGCUGCCAUUCUGUGGGAGAAUCAUAGAAAACCUGUACUGCAUGAACUACCUGCUUGUAAAGCUGGCGUGCAUCGACACAUUUAUAGCUAACGUCAUCGGUUUAUUGUCUGUAGCUUUGUAUAUAGUUCCACAGCUCAUCAUGAUCUUUUACUCAUAUGCGCACAUCUUGAAAAUAUGCAUACUGUCGUUCAGCAAAACCAAGUCCAAAGCUCUGCGGACGUGCACCCCGCACCUGUUAGUGAUAUUUAACUACUCCAUCGGGUGCUUCUUUGAAAUAGCAAGAGGUCGAUUUGACAACAGAUACAUGGCCUACCACGCCAAGCUGUUCGUGUCCUUGUACUUUUUCAUCGUCUCGCCUCUCUUGAAUCCAGUGAUAUACGGUCUGAGCACGCAGAUCAUAAGAAUACGACUCUUCGGGCUGUUCCGCAGAAAGAAAGGGGCAGGUUCAGUUGAUGCAGUCAGGAAAGGUGAUGCUGUGAACUGA
This is a messenger RNA of Nematolebias whitei (Rio pearlfish), 966 nucleotides long. Its product is annotated as olfactory receptor 52Z1-like. Lineage: Eukaryota; Metazoa; Chordata; Actinopteri; Cyprinodontiformes; Rivulidae. Gene Ontology annotation, cellular component: membrane. Gene Ontology annotation, biological process: G protein-coupled receptor signaling pathway. The coding region runs from base 1 to 966 and encodes 321 amino acids. Gene Ontology annotation, molecular function: G protein-coupled receptor activity; olfactory receptor activity. The record is from RefSeq and is a predicted model, not a curated record. The transcript has a single exon.